UCACCUUGGCCAAUAUCGUUAACGGAGCGAUAACCGACAAUAAUUGCCAAGUGCAAGAUUGCGGUAAUAGUGUGACUAUGGGACUGUUAAUAUUUGCGUUAUUCACAUUUGCAACCUGUGACUAUGGUCCCAUCUCCGAUGAGGAUGAAGUAAAAAGGGUAAUUGGCGGUGUGGCUACCACGAUUCAGAAAUUCCCAUACCAGGUGUCGUUGGAGGUGAAUGGAAAGCAUCUCUGUGGCGCGUCCUUGGUGAAACCGCACGUUGUUGUAACCGCUGCCCAUUGCACAUUGGCGUAUCAAGCUCAGCAACUGACGGUGAGGGCCGGAACGACACUUAAAGGAAAAGGUGGCAAAGUCGUGAACGUCUUCUGCAUCAUCGAGCAUCCGGAUUUCUCGCCGAAGACCUACGAUUACGACGUCGCCGUUGGUAUCUUGGAGAGCAGAUUGGAGCUAUCGCCCACGAUUCGAACGAUUGACUUACUACCAAAGGACAGCGUGAUCGACGAGCACGUGCUCGCCUACGCCACAGGAUGGGGUCAGAUGAAGCCGAGGAGCGGAAGCUGGUCCAAUCGCCUGAGAAUGGUUCGGGUGCCCAAGGUGAGCAGGGAAAAGUGCCAGAGGCUCUUGCGUCGCAAGACCGUCACGCCGCGAAUGGUCUGCUUUGGGUACGACGAGGGUGGAAUGGACGCUUGCAGGGGAGAUUCCGGGGGACCGAUAACGAUCGACGACGAGCUGGUCGGCAUCAUUUCGUGGGGUGACGGUUGUGCGAAACCAAAUAAACCGGGGGUUUACACUGAUAUCACCAAUCCAGAAAUAUACGAUUUUAUAGAGGAAUUCUUAUAAGAAAAAUCUGUUUAAGACUC
Messenger RNA from Photinus pyralis (common eastern firefly), 862 nucleotides. Its product is annotated as trypsin-7-like. Gene Ontology annotation, molecular function: serine-type endopeptidase activity. Gene Ontology annotation, biological process: proteolysis. Lineage: Eukaryota; Metazoa; Arthropoda; Insecta; Coleoptera; Lampyridae. The record is from RefSeq and is a predicted model, not a curated record. Bases 78 to 842 code for a protein of 254 amino acids. The transcript is spliced from 4 exons.